Cotesia glomerata is the source of this 3167-nucleotide messenger RNA. RefSeq names its product gamma-aminobutyric acid receptor subunit beta (gene Rdl). The transcript has 10 exons. The coding region runs from base 933 to 2432 and encodes 499 amino acids. The record is from RefSeq and is a predicted model, not a curated record. Gene Ontology annotation, cellular component: synapse; neuron projection; membrane. Gene Ontology annotation, molecular function: neurotransmitter receptor activity; extracellular ligand-gated monoatomic ion channel activity; GABA-A receptor activity. Gene Ontology annotation, biological process: nervous system process; chemical synaptic transmission; signal transduction. Lineage: Eukaryota; Metazoa; Arthropoda; Insecta; Hymenoptera; Braconidae.
AUCUGUGAGGGUCGCCACUCCCGAGCGCGGCGUAGCGCGGGUGCGACCGUCCGAGAGAUGUCCAGUGGAAGGAUCAAAGUGAAGAGGAGCGACCGGCAGACCGGCGGCGCCAAACAGGCUCCGAAUUCAUAGGAGAGGACCCUAAAGCGGCCCUAAAUAGAUUCGGGUCCUGGUUUAUCAUAUUCCUACUACGCACCUUCCUACUUCCGGUCCUGUUGAUCCCGUUGUUUAUCGUUACAUUCCCGGUGUUACGUUUCCCCGGUUCACAAGAGCAACGUUGUUCUCCGAACAAGAUCAACGUUGUCGUCAAGAGAAAUCCGACGACGACACAAUCAGCAUAGCAGCACCAGCAAUAACAUCUCCUACAAAACAGUGACUGUUUGCUGCAAACCUUUCUAAAGUGUGUGACAUUUUUAAAUUGUCAUUUGUUAAAUUGUGAGACACAAGUGUCCCAUGGAUUAUUGAUGAUCAUGAUUAUUGGUUGAAGGUGCAUGGUGCGUGUUACGUUCUAAAAGUGUUGGUUAGUUAAUGAUUGACUGGCUGCACAGUUUUUGGUGAUUCUUCUUAGCAGUUUUUAAUAAAUAAACAGUAGCUCUGGCAAUAUUCUUUAAGUGGCCAACUUCCCGCGGGAGGGAAGUGGGCAUCCUUCCGAAUUCAACGACGUUCACUGGGAAAAACUUGCCCCGAAAUAGCCCAGAGACUAUUAGCUGCGAUAAAGCUUGUGAUCAAUCUGGUGAUUUGGAAAAAAACGGUGACAGAAUUAGAGAUAGAGCUGGAGGAGGAAGAGGAGGAGAAUGAACGUUGAUGGGAUAGUUAGGGACCCGUUUGAGUGCUUUACAGGUGUUUAAUUGAGCCAACCUGAUCAUCAGGGGCUUUUAAACACGUAUUUAUUACAUAUUAACAAGGUGCAGAGAGUCUCUGAGCGAGUAACUAUGAAGUCUUAUGCACCAACGGCGACGACCUCGUGGAGGAGUCUCACGCUUCUAGUAAUCACCGCUGCUCUUCUACCCACGUUACAUCACUCGCUCUUCGUGCAAGCCGCCGCGGCAGGUGGCAGCAUGCUGGGCGACGUUAACAUUUCAGCAAUACUAGAUUCGUUUUCAGUUAGUUACGAUAAAAGAGUAAGGCCGAACUAUGGAGGUCCGCCUGUCGAGGUUGGCGUCACCAUGUACGUCUUGAGUAUCAGCUCGCUAUCAGAAGUCAAAAUGGAUUUCACGUUGGAUUUCUACUUCCGGCAAUUUUGGACUGACCCGCGGCUUGCAUUUAAAAAGCGGCCUGGAGUUGAAACGCUCAGCGUCGGUUCGGAAUUUAUUAAAAAUAUCUGGGUACCAGAUACAUUUUUUGUCAACGAAAAACAGUCGUACUUUCACAUUGCUACCACCAGCAACGAGUUCAUUCGUAUACAUCACUCUGGCAGUAUUACACGGAGUAUACGAUUAACAAUCACGGCUUCGUGUCCAAUGAAUCUACAGUACUUCCCGAUGGAUCGACAACUUUGUCACAUCGAAAUCGAAAGCUUUGGAUACACAAUGCGCGAUAUUCGGUACAAAUGGAACGCCGGCUAUCAAUCGGUCGGCAUCUCAAGCGAGGUGGAACUCCCGCAGUUUCGCGUACUCGGGCACAGGCAGCGACAGCGAAACAUACAACUAUCUACAGGAAAUUAUUCUCGGCUAGCCUGUGAGAUCCAGUUCGUACGAUCGAUGGGCUACUACCUGAUCCAGAUCUACAUACCCUCGGGAUUAAUCGUGAUAAUCUCAUGGGUGAGCUUUUGGCUAAACCGAAACGCAACCCCCGCUCGGGUCGCCCUCGGAGUAACCACUGUGCUCACCAUGACAACCCUCAUGUCCUCGACUAACGCGGCCCUCCCCAAAAUCUCCUACGUCAAGUCCAUCGAUGUCUACCUGGGAACUUGUUUCGUCAUGGUCUUCGCCUCGCUCCUCGAGUACGCCACGGUCGGUUACAUGGCUAAGAGGAUCCAGAUGCGCAAGAAUAGGUUCCAAAAAAUAGCUGAGAGUAUGAAAGCUGCCAGGGAAAAUCCAGGACCACCAGGUGUACCUGGUGAUCAUGGUGAUCAUGCGCCCAAACAAACUUGGUCCCGUGUUGUCCAGGAGGUGCGGUUCAAGGUCCACGACCCAAAGGCACACAGUAAAGGUGGAACAUUAGAGAACACCAUAAACGGCCGGGCUGACGAAGAAGCUCCUCCGGCGCCUCCUCAUCUUAUUCAUCCGACCAAAGACAUCAGCAAGCUCUACGGUACGCCAUCAAAGAAACGUGUGAUUUUUACAGGUAUCACGCCCUCGGAUAUCGACAAAUACUCGCGGAUCGUCUUUCCCGUGUGUUUUGUCUGCUUUAAUUUGAUGUACUGGAUAAUAUACCUGCACAUCAGCGACGUUGUCGCGGACGACUUGGUGCUACUGGAGGAGGCCAAAUAAACUAAGAAACGUUCAUCUAAAUGUUACAUCGUUAAAUCUCAGCGUGAAAUCUCAACUCGAUCGAGAGCUGAAGCAUCGACACCACGGGAUUUAAUCGUUAAAAUAUAUUUAAAAAAUAAAAUAUUAAAAAUACUAAAACCGUGCUGUGACUAAUUACCGACUUUCAGGCACUGUGCGACACUCACUCGUCGCGUCGUCCAAUCAUCAAAAAAAAAAAAAAAAAAAAAAAAAAAAAUAUUAACUAUUAAUAAGCAUUUUAAAGGAUCCUUUUCACACAGGAGAUGAUUAAUAAUUAUUUUAUUUAUUUGAAAAAAAAAAAAGAAAAAAUUAAAAAAAAUACGUGAUGAAUUAAUUUAAAAAAAAUGAAUAAAAACACAUGACCAUUGCCGGUUACUCUGGCCGGCGUAUCAAAUGGUCUAUGCUCAAUGACUUUUUUUUCCUCGGGGAAAAAACGCAAACACGAUCGCCGAAGUGACUUCAUAGCCUACUAAAUGGAGGAUUUAAAAAAAAAAUUAAACUAAUAAUUGAAUUAACCUCGUAGGUUGUUUAUUAUUAUUAAAACUAUUAAAAAUAUGCUCAUAAAAGAAGUAUUAGACAAAAUUAAACUAUCUGUGAAAUAAAAAAAAAAAAACGUAAAUAUUAAAUAAUAAUGUGCAGAAGUCAAAAUUUCUGCGAUCGUUAAGCGCAAUGAAGACUGAAGCAUGUCGAGCCGUAAUAAUAAAGCAUGGACGGAAA